AACAAACAUGGCGCCGCAAAAGUGAGGGAAAACUCCGCCGUGAGUGCUUUUCAACUCAAUUGCUUCAGUUGAGAGCGCUUGUUCUGUCGUGGUAAAUGACCAUCGGACUGCGCGUUGUCACUUAUGUACACUUUUAACAUUGUAGCCGAGCAGUAUGCCUCAGAGGAAACAUACUAACACAAACAGGGACAUUCACCCUGAAAGCCAGUUGUUGAACGAAGACACACAGGAAGAUGCAGCCAUUGAUGAUGGAGAGGAAAGGGUUGAGAGCUCAGCUUCACUUCUGGCUUCGUUAUCAGCCAGGGACAAGCAGCGAAAAGAGAGGAAAAACAAAAUCAAACCCAAAGAGAUGACAGAGGAGGAGAUGAUGGCUCUGGCUUUGCGACUAAGUGCACAGGAGGCCAACGUCAGUGCGCUCAGAGUGCAGCAGGAAGAAGAAGCCAUGAUGAAAGCCAUCAAGGAGAGCAUGUGUUCCCAGAGUCAGAGCAUGUUGACAGAAGCAGACACCUUGCUGACGUGCCACUCUCGGCACAGACGUUUAUUGUCGAACGGCGUGGCGGAGUCCAACAUCAACGUGACAGCGUCGGGGGAUUGCUGCACCACGGGGGCCAACCUGAGCCAAGGUAAAGGACAAAAUAACCGCAAUAAAAAGCAGAAAAGGAAGGAAGGCCCUACGCCCGAGUUGACGCAAACUCACCAAAUCUGCUCUCAGGCGUCACCGAGCAGCUCAGAGUCACAGCCUGCGCUUUUGGCCACACCUCAGAGUUGUGAUGUCACGCAGAUCGACAAGUCCCAGCACCAUGAAUCCCCCGUCUUUCCCAUGAGCACAGCCAGGGUCACUUUCACCCAGCUGAACCAGGGCCUUGUGGAGACAUGCAGGACCACCGGUUUUGUGUUGUGCUCUCAACUCAACCCCGAGCUCCGCAUGCCCGAGAGAGACGCUUUGGCGUGUCGCAAAAGUCCCCUCUUCUCCGAGUCGGAUCAGGGAGACGACACCGAAAUGCUGUGUCACGAGUAUCUAAAAAGUCCCGUGUUUGGCAGAGACACUCAGCAGGGCGGAUGUCAGGCGGGCGCCGGUGAAGCACAAGUCCACAGUCCAGAGAGACAAAACUCAGACUUCACUUUCUCCUCUCAAGAGAGUUUAAGCCCAUCUACGAGGCUCACAUCCUGUCCUCCCAAAAGCCCCGUGUUCCCGAGGAGUCCCGCUCCCUCAAAGCACCAUGCUUCCUCCAAGAACUCUCAGUCAUUCUCAGAAAGCCCUGUCUUCCUGGAGACAGAUGGGGAGCACGUCCUCUCAACAAACCGGGGAGCUGCGGAGGAGCUAAGCGACAUUUCCAAAGGCACCCUGGAAGCGGAGCUAACCAGUGACAUGACGCUACAGUGGUCUGAAGAAGAUGAGGAAGAGACGCUGGUGAGCUCACCCAGUCCGAUUUUCCCAGAGGAGGGGUAUUUUCCUCCAUCGGAAGGUCAAGCAGGCAGUCAGAAACAGGUAGCUGGAGAUGAAGCAACCCCAGAGACAAACACUUCAAGCUGCAGCCUGAGCACUCAGAAGUCUGUGUCCACCCAGGCAACGGUUCACUACUAUUGGGGCGUUCCCUUCUGUCCAAGAGGUCUGGAUGCAGACGCCUACACACAGGUGAUCCUGGCGCAGAUGGAGGUGUAUGAGAAGAGCUUGAAAAACGCUCAGAGGAGUCUGCUGAGGAAGGCUGAGUGGGGAGACGCCAUCAUUCCACAGACAGAGAAAAUCCCUUCAGCUGAAUCAUCUCAACGACACAAAGUUCCUCGCAGACGUGGUCUCAGACUGCGGGACAAAAAGCUCAGUGACAGAGUUUUGGUUGAGCCUGAAGAAGAGGAGGAGGAGGAGGAGGAGCAGGAGGAAAAGCAGCAGCAGCAGCAGCAGCAGGAGGAGGAGGAGGAAAAAGAGCUAGAGGAUGAUGAGACUGACUGUGGAGAGGGAGAUCAGCUGGAUACUGAUGACUGUGUGGUUUGUCCUGAGACCCAACUGAGUGAUGAGGAUCUAACAGAUCUAUCUAAGCCAAACAGCCCUGAAUGUUGUGGAAUGGUGAAGAGAGGUGCUGAUGUAGCAGUUGACGAGGAGGAGAUGGAAGUCUCAACAAAGGGAGAUGAGCAGGCAAACCACCUUGCCGGAAGAAACCCCACCCCUGCCAAUGAGGAGGAGGAAGAGCAGACGUCGGACGGAGGCCGUCAAAGGUCGCCUUCACCUGAGCUGGAUCCGGUCAGCACCCCGCAGACGAGCCCCAAAGCCAACGUGGAGUGUCCCAUUUGCCAGGGAACUUUCCCCGUGGGCAAGAUUGAAAUGCAUGCGGCGUACUGCGACAUCGAGGAAGGGGCGGCCGCCGUGGACGAGAACAGGCCUGCGACUGAAUAUUUGCAAGUGUCCUUGAAGCCUAGAAAGAAGAGGAAAAGGAGGGCAGCAGAGGAGGAGGGCGACGCCUGCAGCACGGGCAAAAUUCAGGAGAAAUGUUACAUCUGUCAGAAAGCCAUGCCCCUGCGAGAAUUCAGCACGCACACAGAGCUGUGCAUCCGACGUCAGGCCACAAAGGCCCCCAUGAAAGGAAAUUUGUUGGCGGCUCUGGAGCACAUAGAAAGCAGGGAUUCAGCUGGUCCUUCCAGGUGUAAACUUGAGCAACGUGACAUCAUUGAUCUGAGAGACGAUGAAGAGGAGGGGGGACGAGUGUCCACUUUGGGGAUCAGCAACUCGCCCAUCAAAUCCUUCACUCCCAUCUCGGAGGCCACAGACUGUCUUAUCGACUUCAAGCGACAGAAUCGACUGAAGAAGCCGAGCCAUAAACGAAGGUGAAGAGCGGCCUUUAACGAUGACAGCGGGGAGUCUCAGAAACCUCUCGAUGCCUUCUGACUGAUCUCAGUCUUCUUAAUGAACAUUUAUGCAAGAACUUGAAUGUAAUGUUGAGACUCUUGCAAAUGAAGAGGAACCAUCAUUCUGUUUGUCUCGGUCUGUAUAUUUAUGAUAUUCAUGCCUUUUCGGCUACGUCUACAUGAACUGAAACAUUCCCUUCUUUUUUUCUUCUUUACAUAAUGUCCAUAAAACACACAUCACUGAUAAAAUGCUGGGCUAACAACUGACAGCGCAGCACUUGUGUUGACUUAAAUACAACAACGCAUAGAAUUAAGUGCAUUUCUGUUGUUUUCCUCUCGAGAUUAGUGCUCCAGAAAACAUACUGUGGUCGAAUGGUGGCAUCUUGCAAAGAUGUCCUGACAUCUUGUGCUGAAUUGUGAUCAAAGCAUGUCAGCAUUGCACAUUAGGACACUAAAAUACAGAAAGAUUUAAACAUAUUACAGACUAUACGACAAGCUAACACUUGGAAUCAGUAAAUAUGUUUUCCUGGAAU
Molecule: messenger RNA, 3371 nt
Organism: Dunckerocampus dactyliophorus (ringed pipefish)
Lineage: Eukaryota; Metazoa; Chordata; Actinopteri; Syngnathiformes; Syngnathidae
Gene: uimc1
Product: ubiquitin interaction motif containing 1
Exons: 20
Coding region: 155-2821 (888 amino acids)
Biological process (GO): double-strand break repair; positive regulation of DNA repair
Cellular component (GO): BRCA1-A complex
Molecular function (GO): K63-linked polyubiquitin modification-dependent protein binding; histone binding
Source: RefSeq, a predicted model, not a curated record